CUCAGGAGGGGUAGUUUCGUCAUUAACUGCAAAACUGUGUUUCUCGAGGUAACCUUCGUCCGUUUCAUCCGAGUUAAACCACCAAACCAAACGUGUAAGCCCGUACACAUCGUCUACUGCAAUCCGUCCGAUCAUCUGAAAGUCAAAUACAAUGAUGAUCUAACGGUGUACAAUCAUCGCAGAGUUGACUCUUACAAAACCCACACACACAAUAAUAAUAAUAAACCCUCCUCCGUUUUCUUCUCCUUUCCCAGUCUGACAACUCAGCCCCACAGUACUUUUGGCUGUACUGUCCAUCACCGGAUUCCUCACUUACCCCAACAUCACUUCGCCACGUCAUCACUCAUCCACGUAACAUCCUACGUGGCACCCACUUUUUCUAUAAAUCAUUUUGUUUACUCCGUCUCCUUCUAUGUGCUCUGCUCUGUAUCUCCAUAUUCACUCUUUCUCUCCUUAUUGGGCCUAGCAUGGAGGAGGCAGGCCCAAAACCCAUACCCGACCCAGAAGCCUACGACGACAUCACCGGAAAGUUCAUCGGGCUAAUGGCGGACAUGUCGCCGGAGAUUCCGAUCAGGGAAGAGCUAAUAGAAGAGGUCAUGCAAGAGCUUUACAGAGAAAUAAGUAGUAACGGGGAUGGGCCUGGGGUUGGGCCGGGGCCCAAGUCGACUACGGUGGCGGGAUCAGAACAAGUUCCGACGACGUCGUUUGAUGUUGUGAUAGGUAAAGAAAACGACAAGAGCGAGAGUUGUGGAGCGUCGUUUUCGGAGUCGGCGUCGACGGUUAUGGCGGGCAUCGAGUACGUGGCGGCCACCGGAAGAUUCGCCGGCCGGAAUAUGGGGUCCACGACGACAAUGUGGAGAGAGAGUGGUGAUGAUGGGUCGUACUGGUCGUGGGAUCAUGGUGGUGAUGAUGAUGAGGUAGUGAUGAUGAGGAAGAAGAAGAAGGGAGUAGUGGAAAUGGACGGUUGUGAUCGUGGGUGUGAUGAUCAAGAGGUUGAUGAUGAAUGGUUGGCAAGAGUUCUGAGCUGGGGCCCAGUGGAGCUUGGUCCAUGGUUUUGAUCAUUGGAUAUUAUGAUUCUGGGUCUUCAUAGAUUUUAAGGCAGAGAUAUCCACAUGUCAAUAUCGAAAGGAUAUAAAGCAUUAACUAAUCCAAUAUCCUUUUUUGUUUUGUUUUUAUAAAGAAAAUGAGUUUGUACGAGUGAUAAAAAAAAUCAUGUGACUCUAAAUUUAUCUCUAUCUCAUAUUAUAUAUCGAUUCAAGAGUCUGAUCUAAUA
Molecule: messenger RNA, 1273 nt
Organism: Humulus lupulus (European hop)
Lineage: Eukaryota; Viridiplantae; Streptophyta; Magnoliopsida; Rosales; Cannabaceae
Exons: 2
Coding region: 468-1058 (196 amino acids)
Source: RefSeq, a predicted model, not a curated record